AUUCGUGACUUAAAAUUGACAACCACAAAUGGUUUGUAUAUAUUAUCCUUUUUUUAAUAUAAAAAGUGCGUUUAGUGUUUUGUUUAGUACGUAAAAAAUGCGAUCCUCGAGAAAAUAACAAUUUCGGAUUUUCGCACGGUUUGUUACGUUAUAGAGGAUACAUAGAAAAUCGCUUCGAAUGAUUUGUCCGAGUUAAACCGCUACAAAUGGCGUCCGAUAUUGAUGCUUCCUGUGAAAACGACCCAAACUUCGCAGUAAUUUGCGCCUUUCUGGAAAAAUUCGGCGAACAAUGCGAUUUGCCCAGUGUGGAUUUUUUAGAUUUGCAAGAGAUGCUGGAAAACUCUGAUGAAGUCCAUCCACGUCUUCUAAACCUCAUCUUGAAACUGCUAAGAAGAGUCAAGAAGGCGGUAAAACCCGACAAAUGGGAGAAGCAUCUGAGCUUGGUUUGCCACAGAUUUAACACUCAGGAUGCCUGGGAGUUGGAGCGUUUCGGCUACAAAAAAUCCAAACUCACAACAAAAGUUCGAGUACUGAAGGAAUUACUAGAGAUGCAAUUUGACUACAACACAAAGUUUAAGAACGAGGUGAACAAAAUAUCAGCGAACGAUUUGAGAUCUCAACCGCUCGGCAGAGAUAAAACCGGGCACAAUUAUUGGUUUCAAUCCGACGAGAACUACCAGAUUAGAGUCUACAAAGAAGAUACCGAUGAGGAAACCUGGUCCCUUAUUGCAAAAGAUAGAGGCAGUCUCGUUAAUUUAAUCAACAAUUUGAACGACGGUGACAGCAAAAUCAGCUCAGAUUCAGCCGUUAACGAAGACAGUAAUUCCCUAUCGGAAAAACCCGUUAUAGAUACAGGCCAAAACGAUGAUGAAGAAGAAGAAGAAGAUGAGAUUAAAACCAUAUCAAAAGGAAAUUUAGAGGAAGAAGAAACGUGUCAGGACGCGGUACUCGAAGAAAAACAGAAACCCGAAGAUGAUAGUUCGAUAAAACAUUUAGCGAAGAAAAUUAAAUUAGACGAAUCCGACAAAGCUCCGAUCAAGUCUGAAGAAACCGGCAAGAAACGAUCGAGUUCCGAUAAGGACCAAUUGAACGACAGUGGGAAAGUUUUGAAAGUAGAAUUAACGCCAAUCGUAUCUAAAGAAAUCGAAGAGGAGAAAUUAAUUGUCACGGGCGAAGGUUCCGGAGCAGAUAACGAAUCUUAUCCGAUCGUUGAAGAUGAAAUCGAAGAGGAUGUUAUGUACUUUUACGGAGAAGGAAAUGGCGUCGAUUGUCAAACCGGCAACGAGGACAAAUCUGAGAAAGUCGACGAGAAAACAAACACACAAAACGACAGUAUUAGUUCAAAUUUAGAUGUAAGUAAAAGCAACGCAGAUGAUGCGAAACAAGUUCCUGAUAAAUCGAUUGAUAUAGAAAGCAACAGCAAAUCAGACAAUAACAGUAACAAAGAAGAAACGACGGAACCUGCCAAGAAGAGCGCCUUUUUCUUCGGUUCGCCUGUAAAAAAUUCCAUCCCGCCUUCGCUCACGUUAGGUUUCGGCCAAAAUUACAAAUCUAACGAAUCGACUGAAGAAGCUAAUUCUGCUAAAGAAGAAGUCGAUAAUAUUGAGAAAGAAAAGUUAAUAAUACCUCAAAAUGAGCCCGUCGUAAAGCAAUCAAUUGAACAACCUAAAGAAGAAGAACCAAUCCAAUGUCCUGUUGAGAAAGAACCCGUUCCAUGUCCUGUCGAGAAAGAACCCGUUCCAUGUCCUGUCGAGAAAGAACCCGUUCAAAGCCCUGUCGAGAAAGAACCCGUUCAAAGUCCUGUUGAGAAAGAACCAGUUCCAUGUCCUGAUCAAAAUGAGCCCAUUCAAAGUUCUGUCGAAAAAGAACCCAUUCAAAGUCCUGUCGAAAAAGAACCCAUUCAGUGCGCUAGUGAAGAAGAAUCAAAGCAAACUCCUGUUGAAAAUCAGUCGAGUGAAUGUAUUACUAAAGAAGAACCAAUACAAUCUUCUGUGGAAAAGGAACCAGUUCGGUUAUCUAUUGAAAAAGAACCAGUCCAACAGUCAGUUGAAAAAGAACCAAUAGAAAGUACUAAUGAAGGUGAACAACCGGUCGUAGAAGAAAUAUGUAUUAAAAAAUCGGCCUACGUAUGUGGUAAAGAAGAAUCCGAUGCUAAUUCGAAAGAGACCGAAAAAUCUACUGACAAAAACGAGGAACCCGAAGUAAAACCUUCAUUAGAAGAGUCUGAUAACAAGAAUAUUAUUCCGGAUAAACCUGCUGCUCCAACAGAAGCAACAGAAAUCCCGGAAAAUACAUCCGAAUCUACCAAAACGAGCGAUGUUACUACAGAAGAUAUAAAACCAAGAGAAGUCGAAGUUACGGAUAAGCCGGAGGAAAAACCGAGCGAUGUUCCACCGCCUACUGAACUGAAAAAAUCCCUCAGAUCAGUCCGAAGUAAAAAAGCCAACGCGGCCAAAAACAAACCGGACAAACCGGAAGAUCCCCUCCAGCAAGAAGACGUCACCACGGAGGUAGUUUACGUCAAAGGUCGAAGGAACAGAAUGAAGAAAACCGUCGACGAGAGUCCUUCCAACAUAACCAUCAACAAGAAGCCUAAAUUGUUAGAAGAAAACACGCCGGAAAAAGAGGAUACAGCAAAAGUUAUCGAGGAACCGGAGCCCAAAUCGAAAAGCGGCGAAUCCUCGCCCGCCUCCGUCGCCGAUUCCGUCAUAACCAUGCCGGAAUCCUGCGACAGCCUGGGAGACCCGCCCCCCGAAAAGGACCCGCUCGCCGAAUCCGAACCGGACGAGGACGCCGCCUCCGCCUCCGCCAAACCCAUCAACCUGCAAUCGUUCUCCUUGGACUUCAACGAAUCCUCCACGCCGCCUCCGAUGCCCGUCAUUCCGCCCGCCGCCCGGACGCUCCGAAAGAGAGGCCGCGACGCCAGCCCCGAAGAGGUGAAAGAGAUCGAAGGCCAGGACGGGAAAAGGCGGAAAAUUAAGGGCAAGAGACAAAUAGAUUUGGAGCUGAGGAAGAGCAUCGAACAGAAGAAAGAGCAGCAGAUCAGCAGCAGCGACGAGGUGGUGGACGCCUCCGACGGCGACGCCAAAUCGAAGAAGAAGAAACCGAUGUCGAAGAACAAGAAGGCGGUUUCUAAUGUGAAAGGCAGCGACGACGAUUCCACCAGCACUCCCACCGCGACGCCCGUGAAACCUAAGAAAGUCAUUAAUCGAAACCCCGAAAACAAAAACAAAAGACUAUUGGCCGGACUCGACAUAUCCCCGUCCGAAUUAUACCUAACCGGCGUAAGACAGUCCAGAAGAUUGGCGCAAUUGAAGAUUAAAGAGCAGAUCGAAGUGCCCAAGAAGUCGAAGAGCAAAGACGACAAAGACAAGGAGAAGAAGAAGAAAACCGAUAAGGACUCGUCGAAGAAGAGCGACAAGAAGAUCGACGACGAUUCGUCCGAGCAGGAGUACGAAUCGAAGUCGCGGAAAAAGCGAAAGAACAAGUACAAGGAUCCGAGCAAGAUCUUCGACGAGCACCGGCCUUGGCGGUCGAGCAGCGGCUCCAGCGACGACGACAAGGACGACGUCGAAGAGGAGGAGGAGGCGAUCGAAGAGGAAGAACCGGCGUUGGAGUUCAAAUCCGAUCACGAAUUCUCGCCGGAGAGCGACAUCGGCUCCGACGGCGAGGACUAUCAGCCGCCCAAAAGGGCCAGGACCGCCAAGAAGAAGAGCUACGAAGAAUCCGGAGAGGACGAAGAAGACGGCGACGACGAGGAUUUCCCGUGUCAAAAAUGCGGCAAAUCCGACCAUCCCGAAAUGGUGUUGCUCUGCGACAAAUGCGACAACGGUUGGCAUUGUUCCUGCUUGAGACCGCCUCUGCUGAGCAUCCCCGAAGGCGAUUGGUUCUGCCCGCCCUGCCAACACAUACAAUUGGUGGAGAACCUCCACGCCAAGCUGGUGGAGUACGACAAGAAGCUGGUGAAGAAGGACCUGGAGGACAGGCGCAAGGAGCGGCUCGCCUACGUCGGCAUCAGCCUGAACAACGUGUUGCCGUCGCGCGAAAAGGAGCACAGGAAGAAGAGGCGCCGGCAAUCGGACGAUUCGGAGUCGAGCCACGUGGAGGAGAACAGCUCGGAGACGGGCGAAUCGGAGGAGAGCGACGAGGAGAGCGACAGCGACGAGCCGAUCUACCAAUUGAGGCAGCGCCGGCAGGCGAAAAGCUACAAAUUCAACGAGUACGACGAGCUGAUCAAGUCGGCCAUUCAGGAGGAUUUGGAGGAGAGAGACCAAGAAUCAAUACCGAUGAAGAAAACCAGAGGUAAAGAUAUAGCUACGAUCGUUCGAGCGGAGGAAUUGGAUCGGAUCGAACGGGAGAAGCAGGAGAAGAUGAAGGACGGUCAACCGGACGAGGAGGAGAAUCCGGAAGAGAUUCCCGAAGAACCGUCGGAGGAACCCGUCGAAGAGGCUGUGACAAAGACUGAAGAAGAGGUGGUUGAAGAGGAGCCCAAACAGGAGGAAGAAGUUCCGGAGGCCAAACCGGCGGUGACCAAAGGCAGAAGGAGGAAAAAGAAGACGAACUUCAAGACGUUGGAGUUCAGCAGCGAAGAGGACGACGAGAAAGAUGAGGAUUUCAAAGGGACAAGCUCUAGCUCGGAGGAAGAAGAAGACGAUAUAGACGAAGAAAGCGAAGAUAGCGAAGAUUACGAUAUCGGUCGCAAAAGUAAAUCUUCUAAACCUACUCGACGAUCAACAAGAAGUAGAGUAGCCCGUUGGGAUUCAGAUUUCAUUAACGACGACGACGACGAUGUUCCGAAGAAGAAGAAGAAAACUCGAUACUUCAGCGAAUCCGAAUCGUCGGAAUCUGAGAGAGGAUGGGGCAAAAAGAAGAAGAAGAAGGCUAACGUCGUGAGAAAGAAGAAACAGAACAUAUUAGACGAGCUAUCUGAUUUGGAAAGAGGCAUUAAAAAGCGACCUAAAAUAAAAUACGGCGGAUUAUCCUCCAGCGAGGAAGAAAUAGGAAGAAGGCGAAGAACCAGAGGGAAAAAGACCACGUACAUCGAUACGUUAGGAUCGGAUAGCGAUGAUGAAAGAAAAAGGAGAGAUAAACUGGGCAUAGUAAGCGACGAUUACGACGACGAGGAUUUCGUGGCGAACGAAGACGAGGAGGAGGAAGAGAAAGAAAGCGAAGAAAUCGAAGAGAACGACGACAACGACGACAAGGAAGCCGAGAGGAAAACGUUCGUGCCGAAGAUAUACAUCAAGAAGCCGUUGAACGCGAAAGACGGGGAAAAAUCGAAGGAAACCGACGUCACGAAGGAGAACAGGGAUAACAACGAACAGGACGAAUCGGCGACGACCAACGGCGAAGAAGGUAAAAACGGCAAAUCCGAGAAGAACAAGAUGAUUGAAAAAUUGAAGGAAACGCUCGAAAGGUCCAAGGCAGCUAAAGUGAAUGCGAUUCGACAAAACGACGGUAGCAAAGACGUCGAUGUAAACAACGAUAACCUCACCGAGAUGGAAAACGAGAAGAAGAAAAGAAAAGUAGCCGUAGGGGAAGGACACAUCGAAGAUGUUCAAGGGAAGCGCGUCAUGAACAUCGUUCACGAGCCGAUAAUUAGCAACGUUACGAAUAUGAUCAGAAACGAUGACAGUAACGAUGAGUUAUCCGAACCACCGAUGGGCGUCGCUCUGCCAUUGUUCGAGGAACUCUCCCAGAAGGACUCCGAUGAUCCGGCAAAGAAAAAACGAGGCCGAGGCAGGACCAAAAAGACCCUCGAAGAAACGCUGGCCAAUUUGGGCAGCAAAAAAUCGACCUCGACCGAAGCGGAGUGCAACAUCGAGAUAGCCGCGCCGCCCCAACCGUUCGCCCAAUCCGCCCCCGCGCCCUCCGUCAUCACCAGGAUGUUGCAAUCGAAGCCCGGCCCUGGAUCGACGGCCAACUACCCAGUGGGCACCAUCAGACCCAAGCAAUUCGCCACCAUGCUCGACGAAGAGGACGACGAAGCCAAGAGCAAAGCCGGCCUCGUCGUCGGCCCGCCGCCCCCGCCCGCAUCCUACCCGCCUCCCGGAGGACCUAUUGGUUUACCUUACAGGCCUAUGUAUAGGAACCUCAACCAUUAUUCGCCGGGGAUGUUGCCGCCUCAUCAGAUAAGAGGUCCCCCGCCGACGGUUCCACCAGGAAUGCACCCGCCACACGGUUACCAACCGCACCGUUUCGUGGAUCCUUCACCGUCCGGCGGCGGUACCAUCAAUUUAUCGGACGCCAACGCCGCCGACCAGCCGCCGCCUUCGGUCAGCCCCGGUAAAUCGGAGCCGCACAACUACUCGCGCACCGCCGCCCCCGCUAAUCGAUUCGAACCGCGCGCGCUUCUCGCGAUCAAUUCCGAUCGUCCGGCGGGAGCGGCGCGCGCCGCCUACCCGGCGCCGAGAACGGGGGCGGCGCCGCCGCCGCCACCGGCCGGCUUCUACGGGCCGUACCACGGGCCGCCGUACGAGGAGGCGCCGCCGGCGGCGGCGGCGUACGAUGAGCGGUUCGACGGGGCGGCGGAGGCGGCGGAGCGGGCGCCGAUCGGCGAGGAGGAGGAGACGGGCGGCGAAUUCGGCGGGCUGGUGUCGUACUUUUCGAGCCAGCGGAACGAGGAUUUGGAGUCGUAGGUCGUGGCGUAAGUGGACUUGGUCGGUUCAAUUUCUUGAUUUGUUAAGGUGGAGUUCGAAUUUAGUUUUAAUCUCGUGCGAAUAUUAGGGGUGGGUUUUAUCGUACGGUAAAUUCGAUUUGUGUUGUUUCUGUUCUGUGACACAGAUUUAAGUACUAUUUGACUUUUUUUUUGAAUGAGAUUAAUCUAUUCUGGGGUAGUUUAGUAUUUUUUAGAGUGGUAUUACCGAUUGCUUCAAUUCAGACCGCGACAAGGUCGUUUCUAUGAGUUGAACAAAGAAAGAUUAUUAAAAUGACAGUUGUCAGAGUGAAAAGUUGCAAUGACACAAAUGUCACUCUUUCUUUUUCUUUUAUAAGUGUCUAAUGAAAGUUAUCUUUAAUCAGCGAUCUGGAAUGAAGCACAGUGGAUAUGCGAAUUUACUGUAUGGUAUGAACGAUGUGAAACUAAUAAUAGAAGUUUGAUAUUUCGGAGUGAUUUUCUGCAGAGUACAGUGUGGAUUGUUUCGUACUAAAUUUUGAUAGAAUUAAGUCCGCCGAUUAUUUUGGGAGCGAUUACGAAAUUGAGCCUAAUUGUAGAAUGAGAAGAAAGUGAAAGUCACUAUAAAUUGACAUCAAAUAAAAUUUGAUAAUAAAUUAAAUGAUAGGUAUAAAUUAAUUACGAAAAGUUUUAUAAUAUAUUAGAAUAUUAAUUUUUACAUAAAUCAUUCAUUUUUUUUGGGUUGUAGGAGAAUUUUUUAGUAGCAACUAAUCUAAGGCAAUAAUAAUUCUACUUCUCUGACAUUGUAAAAUAUGUAAUUUUUUACAAUGAAUAUUACAUUAUUUUAUUACAAUGUUAGUUAAAAUUUACACUCUAUUUUACAAUAUACACAGUCAAGAAUUCUCUUAUGACUCUAUAAUUCACACCUCAAAAAAACUUUAUAAUUAUCUUUAUUCCAUUUAUUUAAAUGUAAAUAUAUCUGAAUGUGUACAUAGUGUGUAUAUAAUAUGCAUAUAAUUUUUUUCCAUAUAACUGGAAAGUGAUAAUAUAGGAAUUAUGAACUGUAACGUUGUAAUAUUAUUUAUAAAAACCAAAUAUGUUAUUUAUCAUGUCUUUUUUUCUUUAAAGCGUAUACUCAGUUGUGAUUGAAUAUAAAUGUACUUACAGUUUAAUUCGUCGAUUUUAAUUUAACGUUAUAAAGUGGUUUCUACGGGCAGUUUCUUUAUUUGAGAUUAAAUAUUAGAUUACAUUUAUUUUGAAUGCACAAUUGAGGAAAGAAUAUUUUUAUAUAUUUUUAAUAAAUGAAAGGUGUGAUAGAUUUUGGGAAAUGUAUAUUUUUAGUGUCAACAUACGUGGACUAAAGUUUCAUUUUUUCAUAAAAUCGAUAAUCUCAAAUUUAAUUUGUACUUUUUUGUAAUCAUCGUUUUACAUGUAUGUACAUUUCUAUUAUUUAAAAAAAAUACGAAAUGAUUUUUGAUGAAAAAAUGAAAUUUAUAAAAUUUAAUGGUAGGUAAUCACCUUGCAUAAAGAGUAAGUUAAUUUUUGAAAAAAUAGAGUCGUAUACAACCUAUCCUAAUUUUAAGAUAUAAUCUGUGCAAUUUUCUUUUAUGUGUUUACACGAUUGCUCUUGCAGCCAUUCUUCAUUUCUUAAAUUUAUUUUGUAUCUAGUAUUUUCAUUUGUGUACUUUAUCUUUUAAAUGUAAUAAACACUUAAACUAAUUGUAAAUU
Molecule: messenger RNA, 8341 nt
Organism: Phyllotreta striolata
Lineage: Eukaryota; Metazoa; Arthropoda; Insecta; Coleoptera; Chrysomelidae
Source: the annotation of a GenBank genome assembly